Molecule: messenger RNA, 516 nt
Organism: Metarhizium brunneum ARSEF 3297
Lineage: Eukaryota; Fungi; Ascomycota; Sordariomycetes; Hypocreales; Clavicipitaceae
Source: RefSeq, a predicted model, not a curated record
AUGCUCACAUCCGCCAUCCUGGCCAGUCUGGCCGCACUCGCUCUCGCGACUCUUCCCACCAGUGAGCCCGUUGAGUUCGCAUGUGGCAACGCCCUGCCCAGCAAGCAGUUCCUAGACACAUCCAGCAAGCUACGCGCCGCAGAAUACUCCCUCACCUCUCAAGGCGAGCUCGCCGCAGCGGAAAUCGUCAUUGGCACCCACGUCCACAUCGUUGCGGCAAACAACACGGCAGACAGCGGCUACGCCUCAAUGGACGCCCUGAACAAGGGCUUCGCGAGCAGCGGCAUCAGGUUCGUCCUCGAGUCCCUCGACCACACCAUCAACGCCACCUGGUCCAGCGGCGUCGAGGAAGAAGCGAUGAAGAAGGCCCUCCGCAAGGGCCGCUACCACGACCUCAACCUGUACUUAUCCAAGCAGCCCAUAGGACGCUUCGGCGUCCUGGGCUGCUGCACGCUCCCCCAGUGGGCGCCCCGGGGCUCUGACGCCUUCGACAGCGACGGAUGGGCGCGCGGCUGA